Lobosporangium transversale is the source of this 4335-nucleotide messenger RNA. RefSeq lists its product as hypothetical. Gene Ontology annotation, cellular component: cytoskeleton. The transcript is spliced from 4 exons. The record is from RefSeq and is a predicted model, not a curated record. Bases 408 to 4196 code for a protein of 1262 amino acids. Lineage: Eukaryota; Fungi; Mortierellomycota; Mortierellomycetes; Mortierellales; Mortierellaceae.
CAACUUCUCUUCCUCUUCUCCUUCUUCCAUCCUCCUUCCUCCCUUCCUCCAUCCCUUCUUCCGCUUUUCCUUAUACUCCUCACAAGCACCCUCACUUACCCUCAUCCUUAUUAUUUUUCCCUGCCUAUUUCUGUCAUCCUUUCUUCCUCCCUCACCCUCUCCUCAUCACUGCUCAUUCUUCAUUCUUUUCUCCUCAUCUCACCAGCUUUCAAACUGUGGCCCCCCUUUUCAGUUAACAUUGUUAACGUGACUAAAGAGCAAAGAGAAUAGACGAACACACCGUUCACAUUUCUACAUGAACUUUUUUGUUCUUUACCCCUGAAUACCCUUCCUUCACCCCUAUCUAGUUGUUUGUUAAUAUAAAAGAAGACAAAAGAGUGUGAAAUACCGAUAUCUUCAAGAUACGAAUGGCCUCCACUGUCACCAUGCCUGAGUUGGAUCCAUCAGACCAGCAGUUACAGAUUUCAUCUAUGUCAGAAUCUAUUCAGGAACCCGCAUUGGCCAACCAGACUGUUGGAACAGACGCUGUUGUGCCUGAGGUCUCAAAUGACAGUCUAACUUCCCUAAAUGUGCAAAGCCUGAAGGCAGACUCUGUCAAGCAGGACGAAGACUCCCAUAAUUCGACCGCCGUCGCAGCCGUCGUCACUUCUUCUCCUUCACUUUCCCCCUCUACUUCACUCGAUGUGGUUAUGUCUCUCGACUCACCUUCUAAUACAACUAUCUCUCCGGCCGCAUCACUGAGCUCCUCUCCCUCUUUCGAUAGCAACCUCAAUCUUGAACCGGCCAUAGCAUCUCAAAUAACCCCAGAGUCAUCAACAAUACAAGCAUCAAAGCCUGUAGUAACAGCGAUCUCAACGCUCCAGCAAUCUGCCUUACCUAGCUCGCCUACCUCUGAGGCUCCUGCAUCCCCCUCCACCGAGGGUAACGUUACACCCUCCACAACAACAAAGUUUGGCCCAAAAAAGAGUCGUGUCAAUCCAGGAUCCAACAUCAGCCGUCGUAUCAACAUGUUGGCCGAAGGAAAGAACGAGAAUAAUAGUGAUCUCCAUACAAUCAGCCAUGCCAGGGCGUCUUCAGCCAAUGGCCGGUUGUCACCCGAUCUUGAAGAAUACAAAGAUUAUCCCGACUCGUUUUUCGAGGAAAUUCUUCGAGAAGACCAAACAACAAUCGCGCGGUCCUUCAGCACCAUGCCUAAAUCAAGCCCACGUCCCACUCAUACCCUUGUCACAAAGAAUUCUUCUCCAGCCCGGUUAAGCUCAAGCAUGAAGAGUCCCUCUGCUUCCGGCGACUCUGUUGCAUCCGAACCUGCUUUUGUUCGCUCAGAUGAUUUAGAAGAGGAUCUUAAACGGUUGCAAACAGAGUUGAUCAGAGCCAAGGAAACGAAGACCAAGGCCGAGGCAGAUGCCAAGGACCAACGAGUGACAAUCAUGUCUUUGAAGACGGAGAUUCAAAUGGUGCGUAAUGUGCUCAAAAGGAGAGAGACCGAACUCGGGGAUGUCAAAGACAUGUCAAAUGCGUACGAAAGCGAACUCGCCGAGCUCCGACAAAAGUUAGAGAAAUCAGAACGGCAGCUGAGUAGAGGUCAAGGAGAAAUGGAAGCCAAGUUGAGGGCGCUCGAAAGAACAAGAGACGAAAGUAUUGCUCGCAUCCAAACUUUGGAUAAGGAGAUCAAGAAACUCCGCGAACAGCUUCAAGAAGCGGAAAAAAAGAAUGAGGAAGCCCAAGCAGAGAUUCUUGACUUGCGAGAAGAAUUAGAGGAACUCGCACCAUUCCGUAAUGCCGCCAAUGAGCAGCGAGAAUUGAGUGCCUCAGAACCUGCCAAAGUUAAGGAGCUGAGUCUUCAGAUCACUGACCUUGAGGACACGCGUGACAUGCAGGCUGCCCUCAUUGAAGAGCUGGAAACCAAGAUCUCGACUGUUGAGGCUAAUGCCCUUGAGUUUAAGAGCAAGGCUGCUCAAGAAUAUGAGGCGCUUUCUGAUGGCUUCAAGCUUUUGAAGAACAGGCGUUCUGAGGAAAUCAAAGAGCUCAAGGCUGAACUAGAACAGCAUAAACUGCAAGAGCAAAUCAUUGUGAAGCUUCAAGCUGAUAUCGACCAGCUCCAGGCUGCUCUCGCUUCUGUCGCGGACUCUCAAUCAACUGAGAAUGCUCGCAUUAAUCAAGUUACCGCCGAACUGAACGAGGCUUUGGCACUAAAGGACCAAGAAGUUAUCCAAGUGCGCCAGAACAUGACUGAAUUUGAAGAUUCUCACAAUCGACUUGUCAGCUCUCUUCAAGCUACCUUGGCAACGAUCAAUGAGGAGGCUGAUGCUGCAAGAAAGUCAAGAGAUGAGGCUGUUGCUGCGUUGGAGUCCCUUCGAGAGGAGCUCGAGGCUUUGCGACAUAGUCUUCCUAUCAACAAGCACCAAUCGUUGAGUCAGUGGUCAGCGGAGCAACAGCAGCUGCAGCAGGAGCAGCUCCAGGCAAUCCGAGAGCUGGAAGAGAAGCUUGACGGACAAGUUGAGGGUGUGAAAGAGGAACAACAACGCGCCGGCAUUUUGGAAGCCAACACGAAGAGAAGGAGCCAGCAACUCUCUUUGGAUAUGGCGCAUCACCUGCAUCUCAGUAGCGCCAUGGUCAAGAAAUCAUCUCUGGCUGAUUUGAGGGGCGAAAAGUCUUCGAAGCACGCAGAAAAGUCCUCGGAGACUCCAACUGAUACCACGAGCAAGCGUGCGAGCACUAUUAUGGAAUCAGGUACUGUGUCUGUGCGCACGAUGCUUAAGUUCCUGUCACAGCUUCAGGGACGUUCUACUCAUGAGCCAUUUAAAGGGUCCCAUGUGCGUGAGAGCACUGACGCAACAGUGAUUGGUGAAAACGAUAUCAACUACGAGUCUGAGCUUCGAGCCUAUCUGGUCGGCCUUAAUGAUGCCACUUUAAUGGAGCCUUGGGCUAAGGAAAAGGAGCUAGAGGGCGAAAUCACUCAGCUCGAGAAGAGGAUUCAAUCUCUACUUCAAGACCUGUCAGCAGCAAACAAGAAGAACUCAGAGGCCCAGAGUGUACUCAAGGCUGCUAAGGAGGAGUAUGAUGCACAACUACAAGAAGAACGUGAGCAGAGAGAUGAACUCGAACGACUUGAAAGAGAAGAACGUGAAGAUUUCGAGCGAAAGCGUGACGAAGAAAUUCAACGGCAAGUACAAUCUCUUGAGUUGAAGGAAAAAGAGCUUCUUCUCAAAGAGCAGUCUCUUCGCGAAAAAGAGAUUGAGUUAAAAGACCACCAAGGGAGGGCUGGGUCGCUUCCUGUGUCCCCACCUAUCACUCCAUUUGGCUCCCCGGGCAAUAGUGAUCUUCUCCCUGGGAUGAUGGCCGCUCAUCAGGAUGAACUUGAGCGUCAGCAUCAAGCGGAAAUGGCAGCUCAACAAAUUAAGCUUAUCAAGUCCCUAGAAGAAAAGAUCGCAGAACUUGAGAAGCGUGGUUCUUUGCCUAAUACCCCGGGCUUGGAUGAGCAAUACCAGGCUUCGCAUGCAUUCCCAUCUCCAACUUUGACAGCAACGCCACGAUCCAGCGCGGCAUUGUCGAGAAUUGGGUCCCAGACGAUGCGAUCAAACCUCUUAAGCAAUCCUCCAGAUACACCUCCGCCCACAAUUGCUCUUCCGCCUAUUCCAACAUCAACUGAGUCUAAUGACCACGUUUCUCCCGGCCCACGGUCUUCAUCGCCCGCAUCAGAGGAUGGCGCCUUGACUUCUCGAAAGAAGUCUACCAUGGCUCACUCGGUGUCAUCAGAAUCUUUGGUCAAUAAAACGGCCACUGAGGCCGCUGUUGCAGCUGCUGUGUUGAAGGCUCAAGAGAACCAAAAAGAAUUGGCCACUAAAUUAGAGACGUCUGAGGCGGAGCUUAAGAAAUCACAGUCUAAGAAUCGGGAGCUUGAGAAGGAGCUGGCAACUGUGGUGCAGAACUACAAGCAAGGCGGGCAAUCCAUAGAGUCAGAGAUGCAAAAACUCAAGCAAGAAAACAAUGAGCUCGCACAGGUCUUGGAAGAAAUUCGAAAGAGCCUUGACCAGGCACAGAAUCAAGUCCGUGGACUUGAAGCCCUGAAGUCACAGUUGGAGGCUCAAGUACAGACGGAAAGACAGGCCAAGGAUGCUGCCAUUCGGCAACAAGAUCAUCUGCAAGAACAGCUCGAGACAGAGAGACAGAAGAAGAAGGGCUUUUUGUGCUUUUAAUGGCAUGCGCUUGGUUUAAAUGGAUAGUGCACUUUUUAUAUUCCUAUUAUUUCAAUUAUGGAUACCUUUUUUAAAAAUUAGAAUAUUUAAAAUAUUAAUUAUAUAAAUUCAAGUUAAUAAUAAAAACCCUUAAGCUCCU